This is a messenger RNA of Talaromyces proteolyticus, 1029 nucleotides long. Its product is annotated as Alpha/Beta hydrolase protein. NCBI's taxonomy places the organism in Eukaryota, Fungi, Ascomycota, Eurotiomycetes, Eurotiales, Trichocomaceae. Bases 1 to 1029 code for a protein of 342 amino acids. The record is from RefSeq and is a predicted model, not a curated record. The transcript has 9 exons.
AUGGAGGCCGUCUUCGAAAAGAUCGCACAUGAAACGACCACAUUCAACCUUGGCGAUGAGGAGAAAUGGAGACUUCUAUAUGAGCCAUUCUAUACCGCACCACCCAAAAACGUCGCCGUGGUGAGGGACGUGAGCUAUGGACCUGCUGAGCGAAACCGUCUAGACGUAUUUUAUCCUUUGGAUAGAGACGGCGACGAUAAAGGGAAACAGACAGACAGGCCGGUUUUACUAUUCGUGCACGGUGGAGGAUUCUUCUCAGGUGAUAAGGGGUGGAGUGAAAAGUGCUGGGCCAAUAUCGGUUACUUCUUCGCACAACAUGGAGUGGUAGCAGUUAUUGCAAACCACCAACUCGUGCCUCACGUCGCAUAUCCCGGAGGAGCAGACGACAUGCAACGAGUCCGGGAAUGGAUUUUUCGCAACAUCGCUUCGGACAAGUACGGCGGAGGGUCAGUCGACAAAGUGAUUUUGCUUGGGCAUUCCUCGGGAGGAGCGCAUAUUGCUAUGAACUUGUAUGCAGCUGGAGACCCGAAUCGAGUACCAAAACAAGAAGUCUUCCCACCGGUCGCUGGCGUCAUAUAUCUCAGUGUGCCAUUCUGGUAUGAUCGCAGAAAGCCGAUUCGACAGAGAGUGAUUCGGCAGUAUUAUGGCUCGGAUGCUGAGGAGGUUUGGGGUCCUUUGUCGGCACUCGGUCUAUUUAAAAAGCUUCCAGAUGACUCCGUUUUAUUAGACUCUGACAAGAUACCUGUUUAUGUUGGCUCGGUCAAAUGGGAGGUAAAAGAAACUGCAGAUGCAACCAUCGCGUUUUUCAAUGAGUACCGCGAACGCAGCAAGCCCGUGGGAACGUUGCCUCUGUUAGACGUUCUGGAUAAACACAAUCACAUUAGCAAUGUCUUGUCGAUUGGAACCGUAGACAUUGACCAGGCCGAAAAGCUUCUUGACUUCGUUCGGUCCUGUGUUGCAAAUGUAGAGAAAAGGAAAAGUGGUAGGUCUGGUUCGGGGCCAGAUACAAGCUCGGUUGUAAAGGAGUAA